AAGGGAUAUUCGAAUCUCGGAACUAUCUGCCUGAAGAAGACCUGAAAUAACAGUCGAAAACAAUAUUUGAAAGAAUUGAUGAAGAAAAUAUGUCCAUAUCAAAAUUUUACGAACGUCGUGAGGUAUUUGUAACGGGAGUAACGGGAUCUUUGGGAAAGGUUCUUUUAGAGAAAUUGCUAAGGUCCUGCAAUAAUGAAAAGAUUUACGUUUUAAUCAGAAGCAAGAAAGGAAUGCCAGCGGAAAAGAGGAAGAUGGAAUUGUUUCGUUCUAAAAUUUUCGAAAAUGUUUUACUGAAAAAUCCGGAAAUUACGAAUAAAGUUGAAUGCAUCGAAGGGGACCUCACUCGUGAGAACUUGGGAAUUUCUUCUCUCCAUAUGAAUUUGAUAACGAAGAAUGUUUCGGUAGUGUUUCACUUGGCCGCUUCGGUUAAAUUCGAUGAACCUUUUCGAGACUCGUUCGUCAAUAACGUAGAAACGACAAAAAAUGUAGUAGAAGUUUGUCGUCGAAUGAAAAAUUUAGUGGCAUUCGUACACGCAUCUACCGCUUAUUCUUUCUGUGACAGAAAGGAAGUGGAUGAAAAAAUCUAUACAAUGGCCAGAAGUUUCGAGGAAUUUAAGAACAUUGCAAAUGUAGAGAAUAAUGCUUCGGUAGAAAUAACGGAAGAAAAUCUUUUGGAAAAUCGACCCAAUACUUAUACUUUAACAAAGGCCAUAACAGAAAAUUAUUUAAAUAAUUUCUGUAGAGAUUUGCCUAUAGUAAUCGUAAGACCUUCUGCUGUUGGUUGCACUUGGAAAGAACCUUUUUCCGGAUGGAACGAUGGCAAUAGUGGAACAGAUUACGUAGCCGCAAUUGGAUUGAAAGGAAUACUUCGAAGCGCGAUGUGUGACGAAGCGAAAAUUUUUGAUUUCGUUCCAUCGGAUGCAGUGGUUAAUUUGAUGUUGGCUGCUGCUUGGAGAAAGUCAAUAAUGCCUCAUCAAAGAGAAGACGAAAUUGCAGUUUACAAUUGCACUACAGGUUCCAUAAAUCCUUUCACUAUGCAACAGUUUUUCAAAUAUAUGAAUAUUCAUUAUUGGAAACAUCCCUCGGAGAACACAUUUUUAUAUCCAACGAAUAUACCCAAGAAGAAUUAUUAUUGGAAUCGUGUAUGCAUUAUGAUGCAACAUCAACUUCCUGCAAUGCUAGCCGAUGUAUUACGAGUUGCUAUUGGCAGGAAGCCAAAGAUGAUGAAAGUCUACGAUAAAGUUCGUAAUAAAAUAAGCAUGAUGGAAUACUUUUCUACUAGAGAUUGGAAGUUUAGUACUAGAAACGUUCAGGAAUUGCUGGAAAGGAUGUCGACGAAAGAUAAACAGGUAAUAUGAGCAGAAUUCCACCAAAAAGACAAAAGUUAAACAAUAAUAAAUCGGAUAUGGUAAGUCCAAUG
This is a messenger RNA of Centruroides sculpturatus (bark scorpion), 1420 nucleotides long. Its product is annotated as putative fatty acyl-CoA reductase CG5065. The record is from RefSeq and is a predicted model, not a curated record. NCBI's taxonomy places the organism in Eukaryota, Metazoa, Arthropoda, Arachnida, Scorpiones, Buthidae. The transcript has 12 exons. Gene Ontology annotation, molecular function: alcohol-forming very long-chain fatty acyl-CoA reductase (NADP+) activity. Gene Ontology annotation, cellular component: peroxisome. The coding region runs from base 90 to 1358 and encodes 422 amino acids. Gene Ontology annotation, biological process: long-chain fatty-acyl-CoA metabolic process.